Messenger RNA from Yamadazyma tenuis ATCC 10573, 3239 nucleotides. NCBI's taxonomy places the organism in Eukaryota, Fungi, Ascomycota, Pichiomycetes, Serinales, Debaryomycetaceae. The record is from RefSeq and is a predicted model, not a curated record.
ACGACAACGGCACAAGGCCCGUCCAAGACGUGGAGGAAAGUGACGCCAAAAGAAUCCAUCUCACGGAGGACGUCGUCAAGUCGGAGACUCCUAUAGCUGGCUCUGAUGCCGAAAUUGUUACCAGUAACGGCAAUGGAGAAGUGGCCGCCAACGGCAACGGGAUGUUGGUGGUGCCCAAGUCGGGUCCACAGCUCUUUUAUACUCCUUUGAAAACUGGGCUUGUGUACGACGUGAGGAUGAGAUACCAUGCUAAGAUUUUCACGUCCUACUUCGAGUAUAUUGAUCCCCAUCCAGAAGACCCCAGACGUAUCUACAGAAUCUACAAAAAGCUUGCUGAGGCCGGUUUGAUCACCGAUCCAUCGUUAUCGGGAACCGAUGACUUGGGGCCUCUUAUGAUGAAGAUUCCAAUUAGAGAAGCGUCUGAUGAGGAGAUCUUGUUGGUACACUCCGAAGAACACUUGAAGUAUAUUGCCUCGACUGAGACGAUGUCACGCGAUAAGCUACUUGAAGAAACAGAGACGGGGGAUUCGAUAUAUGUCAAUAACGACUCGUACUUGUCGGCAAAGUUGUCGUGUGGUGGAAGUAUUGAGGCUUGUAAGGCAGUUAUUAGCGGACAGGUGAAAAAUUCUAUGGCAAUUGUUCGUCCUCCAGGACACCAUGCAGAACCUGACACCCCUGGAGGUUUUUGUCUCUUCAGUAACGUGGCGGUGGCCGCUAAGACCAUGUUAAAGUUGUUCCCAGACUCGGUACGAAAAAUUGUCAUUGUCGAUUGGGAUAUCCACCAUGGUAAUGGGACCCAAAAGGCCUUCUACAAUGACCCGAGAGUUUUGUAUAUAUCACUUCAUCGGUAUGAAAACGGCCGGUUUUAUCCUGGCACCAAAGCUGGUAGCCACAAAAUGUGUGGAGAAGAGGAAGGUGAAGGCUUUAAUAUGAACAUUCCUUGGAGAGCUCCUGGGACUGGGGAUGGUGAUUAUGUCUAUGCUUUUAAUAAGUUGGUGAUCCCAGUGAUUUCAGAAUUUGAUCCUGAUUUUAUCAUUGUUAGUUCAGGUUUCGAUGCGGCCGAUGGGGACAUUGUGGGUGGGUGUCAUGUUACCCCGGCUGGGUAUGGAUAUAUGACACACAUGUUGAAAGGUAUUGCCAGAGGUAAGCUAUCGGUGAUUUUGGAGGGAGGUUACAAUCUUGAUUCCAUCAGUAAAAGUGCUUUGGCAGUGGCUAAAGUAUUACUUGGAGAACCUCCCGAAUCCACCAUCACACAACAUCCUUUCUUGGAUACUAUUGAGGUUGUUGAUGAGGUCAUUAAGACUCAAUCCAAAUAUUGGACGUGCUUGAAACCAGGAAACCCAAGCAGAUCUUUCGAUGAGGUCUUUGAGCUACCAGAAGAUGUCAAUGGCUAUAAGUUGACCAACAUUAAUGAUCCUAUACGAUCUCAACAGGCCAACCACUUAUUCAAUUUGUACUCAUUCAUCAACUUGCCAAUUGUGUCGAAUGAGAACGACAAGUUUAACCCAUUCACUGUUGACCUUCCACCUCGGUUGGAGGAUUUGAUUGUUGCAAGUCCUCAUAUAUAUGAUGCCCCUGUUGUGGUUGUGACUGUCCAUGAUCCUCCAGAUAUUUGGGCCAAUGUGAACUCAGUAAAUGGGAAUAUUGAGGGUAACUCUUCAGUUGUUUUAGAGCACCCUUUGAUACAAAUCAUUGAAAAGAUCAAGAAAGAGCAAGAUGAUGAUGCCAGUGAAGACAACAAGAAGAUUGGAUACAUAGACAUUAACAUUCCAUCGUUCACUUUGCCAGUGUCCAGUAAUGGGUCUUUACACUUGAACAAACAUUCCAAUGCCUCAUAUGGUUCUUACAAUCCAAACAUCUUUGCUCAAGAACUUUUGUUGUACGUUUGGGACAACUAUUUAUCUUAUUUCAACAAGUUAACCAAACUUAUUUUCGUUGGGUUCGGUGAUGCGUACCAGUCCAUUGUACACCUUUAUGCCAAAAGACCCUCACAAGAAAUUAAGGAAAUCGUCAAAGGAACUGUUUGUUUUGUCAAUAGGUCUACUUUGAAACCUUUAGUACCAGUGAUGGAUGAGUCAAUGAUUGAUUGGUUCUACUCGAAUUCUGUUAUUUUCACCAGUUGUUUAAAUCCUUGCUGGACAGGAAAUGCUUCGAACGCAAACGGUGAAAUAAAGAGACCAAGAAGAAAGUUCGGUAGAGUCAUAAGAGCUGAUGUCGAUGGUAUCUGGGAAGUCAUCAGUGAACGGUUUGAUGAAGGAGUGGAUUUCAUUUUGGACUCCAUUGAAGAUUUCGAAGAUAGCAGCGCCUCAAAUUAAUUUUGUCUAUCAAAUGUAACAUUAAACUAUUCGUAACUUCACUCGUAGAGUUAUAGCAUAAUUAUACAUAGCUGGGGAAUCGUUUGGCAAAUUGUUUUUCCAAGUCGUCCAAGUCGGGUAUGGAGAUCUCGCUCGAGCUACUGAGUCUCCGACUCGAGCUAUCACCUUCAGCGGUACGUAAGUAAACUGGUUUGGUAGGUUUUGGAGGUGGUUUCUUAAGCAGAUUUCUCAUUUUGGAGGGAGUUAUGGAAGGUAGAGCCUUUUCAGAUGUGUUCGUAGACGAAUGCUUAUAUUUGGGUUUCGCAAGAACAGCAGCGGGCAGCAGCGAAGGAUGAGGCGGUGUGGCAGACUUGGCUCUUUGGGAAGAUAAACUGGUGGGGACUUGAGGAGGGUUUAAAGAUAUCCUUGACUUGUAGGAGCCGUCGUUUAUGGCCUCUAAAUCGUCGGUGUCACUUUCUUCGGCAGUAUAUCUUCCAUAACCGUGUGCAGUUCUUUUAACUGUCUGAUCAUUAUUAUUGUUCAAGUACUGAACCAUUCUUCUCUGAAUGGAUAACUUCUUGGGAGCAGAAGAUGUGAACGAAGAAGAAGUGAUUGUUUGUUCUGUAUCUCUCUUAAACUCACUCUCUUCGUGGUUGCUGGCCUUCCUAGAUCCCCCACCUGUGAGAAUUUGUUUUAUGGACGAGAUACUGGAUCUUCUAUGAUUCAGAAUAUAAUUGUUCCCAGUAUUGUUCGAACUUCUAACACCAGAACUACUGUUUCCAGUACUGAUUUUUCUUAACCCAUUCUUGAACGACGCCUUGAAACUCCCUCCAGUAUUCUGACUGGAAAUGUCUUCCAUAUCUCUCAAGAAGUUGAGAGUGUUGUCAUCUUCGUCGGGAGGAGUGAUGAUGCUCUCAUUGCUCUUGCUGAGUUGCCGUUGGAUGU